CACACGCAGAGCUAUAAAAGAACACACAGAAUCAAUAACACCACCAUAAGAAAAUUAAAUCUCCAACAUAAUUAGAAGUUAUUAUAAGAAUAUGUCAGGAGUGAAAUUGCUUGGUGUUAAUGGGAGCCCAGCUAGUCAGAGAGUUGAAUGGGCUCUAAAGAUAAAGGGGGUAGAAUAUGAAUUUAUAGCAGAAGAUUUACAGAACAAAAGCCCUCUGCUUCUUAAAUCCAAUCCAGUUUAUAAAAAAAUUCCAGUGUUGUUACACAAUGGCAAGCCCAUUGCUGAGUCACUUGUUAUUAUUGAGUAUAUUGAUGAGGCCUUUCAAGGGCCUUCUAUAUUGCCUAAAGAUCCUUAUGAUAGAGCAAUUGCUCGAUUCUGGGCUAAGUUCCUUGAUGAGAAGUGCUUGCCGGCAGUGUGGAAAGCUUUGUGGAGCAAAGGAGAAGAGCAAGAGAAAGAUAAAGAGGAAGCUGAUGAGGUCCUUAAAGUUCUCGAUAAUGAACUAAAAGACAAGAAGUUUUUCGGGGGAGACAACAUUGGGUUUGUUGACAUAGUAGCCAAUUUUGUCGGAUUUUGGAUAGGAAUUGUUGAAGAAGCCACUGGUAUUGUGCUAGUGACAAGCGAAAAAUUUCCCAACUUUUGUGCGUGGAGAGAUGAGUACCUUAAUUGCGACAAAGUUAAGGAAAAUAUGCCGUCCGGAGAAAUGUUACUCGGCUAUUUCAAGACUCGGGUUCAAACAAUGAAUAUCUAGAUUCUAUUUUCUAUGAAUUUAAUUUCAAGCUUCCUUUUUACACACUUAUAGUGUUUUAUAUAUAUGUUUUAACUUGAUUUGAAGUUUUAUUGAAAAUGAUA
Solanum dulcamara is the source of this 849-nucleotide messenger RNA. Its product is annotated as probable glutathione S-transferase. Gene Ontology annotation, biological process: glutathione metabolic process. The record is from RefSeq and is a predicted model, not a curated record. The coding region runs from base 92 to 748 and encodes 218 amino acids. The transcript is spliced from 2 exons. Gene Ontology annotation, molecular function: glutathione transferase activity. Gene Ontology annotation, cellular component: cytoplasm. NCBI's taxonomy places the organism in Eukaryota, Viridiplantae, Streptophyta, Magnoliopsida, Solanales, Solanaceae.